Molecule: messenger RNA, 3287 nt
Organism: Mycena citricolor
Lineage: Eukaryota; Fungi; Basidiomycota; Agaricomycetes; Agaricales; Mycenaceae
Source: the annotation of a GenBank genome assembly
GUUUGGGAUCACACAUCCGACCCAUCUGAAACAACAACACUUGCGACUGGCGUCUUCAAUCUUGUGGUACUCUAAACAUAUCCUUCGCGUACUGUUCCAGACCUUUGAGCGUCCCUAUCUCCUGCGUUAUGGUAUUCACUGUCUCAUCGCUCAGCCCAUCCUUCGUUCUUGAGUAGAUGUCCAGACCAGCAGGCGUGAAGAGUGUGGACUCGAAAUACGUCACGACGUAGUCUGGCUCACUCUCGAAGCCGAGCACUUGCCAAUGGCUUGUCGCAAUCAUGAGGAGACCCUUCCCGCGCCUAGAUUGGGUCGAAGCUACAGCACCGCCGCGGAUAAUAUGGACAACACGACGCGCACCAUUUCCAUCCUCCGGGCUUCUCCAGCCUGUCGAUCCCCCGCACAGUAGACGGCGUCUGCGUCCCUUUUCCAUUCCGCAUCUCGUAUGUAACCAAGUCAUCGAACGUCGUCGCCGGUUCUCCUGGGAUAGUUGAGUAUGUGAUCUUGACGUUCUUCUUGUUCUUCCAGAGGGGAAGUGUGCUCGCGACGCUGUUUGGGGUUGAAUAAUACGAAGAGGAGAGAGCAGUAGCAAGCACGAACACAUGCCAAGUCCCUAGCAAUCUGUCGUAGGGCAGCUCCUCCAGAUACUCUCCCGGAGCGCAAAGUGUGCGUGCUGAUGCAGGCAUUGAGCAAGGGCGAUUGAUGGCCCGCGUUGGCGAUGCUUUGCAGGGAGGAGUUAUGUGUUGAUACAUGUUCUACUACUAUACGUGAGAUAUACGAUACUCUUCAAAACAAUCGGUCUAUGGGAGCGUCAACUCGCAUCCUCGCCAGGCGGUACACGCUGUUGGUCACCGGCAUAUCAACCAAGCCGGCGUUAGAUGCCAGCAAAUGUCCGGUCAGAUAGGUGAGGUCAUGCGGACGUGCAUAGAGCAUGGCAUUGAGCAUCGGCGAGAUUUCAGAUUUGCGCUCGGCCGCAUAAUUUAGACAAUCUCUGAGCAGAUUCUCGGCAAGGAGCGCUGGCGGAACUCUGGCCGCGCCGGAGAGCUCCAUCAUCUCAAGGUCGGGCUCCGGAUAUUCCGCUCGAAGCUGCGCCUCUGCCUCUGCACGGAAGAGCGCUGCGGCCUCAUUGCACAUAUCCCUCGCGAGCAUCACAGCUUCCGUUCUGGUAAACAGGUCCCCUACGCGGCAUCCCAUGAGUAUGCUGAGAGGCUGGAUGAUCGAGUCGACGACGAGCCGCCGACGCAUACGAGACUGCAUUUCCUGCAAGCUGCACCAGUGCGCGCUGAGUGACUCCGCCAAGUGCAGGACGGCCACGGUAUUUCGCAAGGUGCGGUAGAACGGGUACAGAGUAUCGCCCGUCGUGGACGCGAUAUUCGAGAGGCGCAGACGCCUGUCUGACGAGGAGCUCUUGAGGCCGGCUUCGACAUCACGGGAUCCAUUUGCGACGAGCGCGUAAUGGAUUCUGCCCGGAAAGGUGUGGACGACCCGUCGCGCCCCUCCAGUGGUGGUAUGCCUAGCCGCGUGUGUGGAUGUCGCGAGAAUAACGUGAGGUCGUUGUUCUGGGUCGCUGAACAACGGCGAAAGCCGGUGAACGGCGAGCGCGUUGUUCGCAAGCACGACCGUACUCGUCGGCAAGAUACGGUGAGCGAGGCGUCGAAGGGCGUAGAGCGCCGAGUGUCCUUUGUUGGUGAUAAACAAUGAGUCAAUCGGGGAGUCGUUUUUGGCAUCUUGCGAUUCAUGCUCGAAGUCCGUAGAGGUUGUGAAUGUGGCGCCGUUCUGGACCUGGAUGCCGGAAGCCUUGACGCUGAGUGCAUCUCUCGCUUUCCGAUGGAUAAUAACGAUUUUGUGGGAGGGAGGCGUGGCUCUGCGGAGGUGGUGCGCAAAGAGCGAGGGAAUUGGUCCUGCUCCGAGCACAUGGAAGCGCAUAAACCGAAAAUUGUUGACAGAAUCGAGGUAUCACGGCAGGACGAGCCAACAGAACGUGUUGACUAGAUUCCAAAGCACCCGGAUACCAGAAAAAGAGCCAGCCCGACGAUAGAGACAGAGCGGGACCCUUGAAAGUUGGGCUGGCGUUGAGCUGGAAAACGAAACUCAGAAAUAUGGACGCGUUGAUGGUUACGUAAUGGGAUCAUGAUCACUGGGAAAUGUUGUACUAGUACCCACACAUGACUGGCCCGAAUCUGUUUCCCCACACUCAUCUACAAUGGCUUCUAUCGCACUUGCUCGCACUGGCCAAAAGAUGCCGCUCGUCGGCUUUGGGCUUUGGAAGGUUACCAAGUCCUCUUGUGCCGAUACGGUGUACAACGCUAUAAAAGCGGGAUAUCGCUUGUUCGACGGGGCUGGUGAUUACGGAAAUGAGAAGGAGGCCGGUGAAGGCGUUCGCCGUGCCAUAAGCGAUGGUCUUGUCAAGAGAGAGGAUCUUUUCAUCACUUCCAAGUUGUGGAACACCUUCCAUGCCAAGGAGCAUGUCAAGACGACUGCCCAGAUGCAAUUGGGUCUGUGGGGAAUUGAAUACUUCGAUCUCUUCCUGGUUCACUUCCCGAUUGCUCUGAAAUACGUCGAUCCCGCUGAACGAUACCCUCCUGAGUGGUUUGGAGGGGACGGUAAGACGGUGAAUUUGCAGGACACGCCCAUCCAGGAGACCUGGACCGUCAUGGAGCAGCUCGUUGACGAUGGAAUCGCCAAGAACAUUGGUAUCAGCAACUUCCAAGGCUCUCUGAUCAUCGACAUGAUGCGCUACGCCCGUAUCAAACCCCAGGUGCUGCAGGUCGAACUCCACCCUUAUCUCACCCAGGAUCACCUCGUCGCUUUGUGCAAGACCCUCGGAAUCGCCAUGACUGGCUACUCGUCCUUUGGUCCCCAGAGCUACGUUGAGUUGUCGAUGGAUCGCGCCGCCCCAAGCUUGUUGUCCCACGACAUAGUCAGCGCGAUCGCCAAGAAGUACCAGCAAACUACUGCGCAGGUUCUGCUGCGUUGGGCGACUCAGCGUGGCAUCGCAGUGAUUCCCAAGUCUAACAGCAGUGAACGAUUGGUCCAGAACUUGGCUAGCGAAUCCUUCAAUCUUACGGAAGAAGAAAUCGCCUCCAUUUCCGGCCUCAAUUUCAACUGCCGGGUAUGUUUUGAUCUGAUCUUACUGCGCUGCGUAGUCUCAACUGCUAUGAAGAUGAACGAUCCACGCGACAUCGACCCCAGAAUGGCUAUUUUUGCUUGAGAAAAGCAGAUGUAUUAGGAUAAAUAAAUGGAAGAAACUUGUAUGUUUGAUUUGAAAUGAAGCACGUCCCGCAGUUACA